This is a messenger RNA of Alternaria alternata, 2401 nucleotides long. RefSeq lists its product as hypothetical. The transcript is spliced from 3 exons. NCBI's taxonomy places the organism in Eukaryota, Fungi, Ascomycota, Dothideomycetes, Pleosporales, Pleosporaceae. The coding region runs from base 212 to 2242 and encodes 676 amino acids. The record is from RefSeq and is a predicted model, not a curated record.
AGGCGUGCCUCCGUUGGGAGGACAAGCCUUGUCUCGUCAUACUUACUUCUUCUCCUCACCUCCCGCCCCCAGCGCCGUGUUUCCAGCCUCUCCAUUACCCGGCAAGGAGAGGUUGCACGUCGACGGACGCCAUCAAUCGCUGCUCCUGUUGACUCGUCACCAGCCACAGCUGACGCUCCGACCGUCGAUCACCCCACAGAACGCGACCGCGAUGGCUGAAGGGUCAAUCAAGUCGCGGAUUGCGGCAUUGAACCUCGAAGAAGUGCAUACUCCUGUACCGGGAGCCAAACCGACGUAUUCUUAUGAUGCCUCCACUGCUAAGAGGAAGCCGCCUCCGCCUCCGCCCAGCUCGCGCCCGCCCGCCUACUCGCGCCAGACAGUCAACAACCCACCAGUCCUCAGCAAUGCGCCCACGUCGGCGCGACAACUCGGCAACCAGCCCAUGGUAGUGCACGAAUCCGAAAAACCCAAAGUCUCGCCCGCGCUACCUCCUCGCCCACCUCCGCGCAACGCCAGUACGCCUCGGCCAUCACCAGCACUGGCACCGCGCAAGGCGUCCGAGCCAAGCGUGAGGAAGCGCGAGUCGUCUGAGUCGAUUUCUACCAUCGCUUCGGGCAUAUCGACACUGUCACUGGGCUCUGUCAAGACAAACGGGACAAGUCAUAGCAAUGGAAGUACUGGCACACUUUACCAGGUCAGGGCUCCAGCCUACGAUCCGUCAAAGCUGCCACCACUGCCAGCCAAGAAAGCACCCGAAGACCCCAAACAGAGCAAGGCGACGCUUAACGCAAUGAAGAGUAAAAGAGAUUAUGUGCCAGCUCAGGCGCUGCCACCCAAGCUGAAGACCCCUAAUCUUCCAGCAAGACCCUCCCUCCCUCCUAGACAGUCCAUCACUCGCGAGCAAUCGCCUCGGCCUGUGCCAGCGUUGCCACAGAGGCAAUCUUCAAACGACACCUCCCGCACCAACAGAGCGAUCGCACCACCGCCACCACGACGAUCGGCGUUGGAGAUGGGGUUCAACAAUAAGGCUCCAUCGCCUCCUCCUGUGCCUUCAACUCGGCCAGCAGCUGUUUCUUCUGACUCAGCACCGAAUCUUGGAGCACCGCCACCCGUCCCAAUGUCAUCAAGACCAAACCUCAGCGCAAUCAUGGCUUCCAAGCCGAAACCAGGUGCAGUUGCAAGUUGCCUUGUGUGUCGGGACUUUUCAGGACCAGACAACCAUGCUGCGCAGUUUCCUCGUGCUCAACUCCCCUCUUCCGAUGUGGGUUGGCUUGCUCAUCAACUGUGCUCUCAAUUCUCCUCACCUACUGAUAAAGCGCGAGCUAUAUUCACUUGGCUGCAUCACAACGUUGACUACGAUGCUCAUUCGUUCUUCAACGGUACCAUUUCGCCUUCUACCCCCGAAAAAACUAUCGCAUCAGGCCUGGCAGUAUGCGAGGGGUACGCCGGUCUCUUCGCUGCUCUAGCUCUGAAAGCAGGUCUCGAGGCUAUGGUAUGUUCCGGUGCAUCGAAAGGCUACGGCCAUUCACCUCUGGAGCCUGGACAAGCUGUGCCACCCUACAAAUCAACACAUGCUUGGAAUGCUGUCAAAAUCGACAACGGAGAAUGGAAGCUCAUCGAUUCCUGUUGGGGAGCUGGAGCGCUUGGGUGUCAGAACCGUGGUGAAGGAUACAUACGGUCCUUCAACCCUCGCCAAUUCACCAUGGACAACAACGAGUUUGGGUUAAAGCAUUACCCGGGGGAGGCUUCUCACCAAUUCCGUACUGAUGGACGCAUUAUGUCAUACGAAGAGUUUAUGCGAGACGAUCAAGGUGGACGCGUUCUUAUAUUCGGUGACGCCUCCAAGGAACAUGGCCUUGGCGAGCGAACAUUCGAACCAUCACAGGCACAGAUCAAAGUAAACGAUCCAUACGCCCCGGCGGUUGUUCGAUUCCAAAUGUCUUCGGUCUGUCCGCACUGGGACAAUGCGCGCCAUGGCAAGGGUGCGCCCUACGUUAUGCUUCUGAGCGUUGCCGGUAGAGACGGGCGGAAACCGGACUACAAGACGUUCAACACGGACGGGCGCACUUGGUGGCUCGACGUACCUCGCAUCGACCUCGGUGCACCGGGCCAGAAGAUUUCCCUUAAUGCAGUUACGGUCUUCAACGACAAGGAUGCGCGUGGCAUGAGCGUUGCUGCUUGGAAUAACAAGACGGCGUACUCGUGCAAGUUUGGGGGCGUAGCCCAAUGGGAGCUUGUUUGAUGGGACACUGGAACAUCGCGAUUGACACGACGUAGAAGUCACUCGUGAUGAUGGAAUUAUUGUAUGGAUACCCUGGAUUUGAUGCGCUUUGCUUUUGGGCGAUGAUGCAAGCUUCUUUAGACAAACACGCGUAAUGAACAAUAAUUAUUCUUCCUUCUG